CAGAAAAAGUGAACCAGGAAGGUAUACAAUUCUACAAUGAUACCAUCAACGCUUUAUUGGAAAACAAGAUCAUCCCCAUAGUAACCCUCUACUACUGGGACCUGCCGCAGGUGCUUCAGCAAAAGUAUGGCGGAUGGCAGAACAUCAGCAUGACACGCUAUUUUAAGGAUUACGCAGAUUUGUGUUUUGAGAGCUUUGGAGAUCGUGUGAAGCACUGGAUUACUUUUAGCAAUCCUUGGGCAAUUGCAGAAGAAGGGUAUGAAACAGGACAGCAUGCGCCAGGACUGAAGCUGGGCUCCGUUGGAGCUUAUAAAGCAGCACAUCACAUUAUCAAGGCUCACGCAGAGGUGUGGCACUCUUACCACAAGAAAUGGCGCCACGGACAACAAGGCCUAGUGGGGAUCUCUUUAAGCAGUGCCUGGGGAGAACCGGUCGAUCUGAGCAACAAGACUGACGUCGAGGUAGCAGAGAGAUACAUGCAGUUUUCCCUGGGAUGGUUUGCAAACCCGCUGUUCCACGGAGACUAUCCUGGAGUCAUGAAGGAUUAUGUUGGUAGAAAAAGCGCCGAACAAGGAACACCGUCGAGACUCCCGGCUUUUUCAGCGCAAGAGAAAAACUACAUUAAGGGCACGGCAGACUUCUUGGGCAUCGGUCAUUUCACCACCUAUUACGUUGCCCAGAAGAGCUACCCUCCUCUGGGGACGAGUUAUUUCACCGAUCGCGACUUGGUGGAAUUGGUGGACCCCAGGUGGCCGGAGUCGGGGUCCAAGGGGCUAUACUCUGUGCCCUGGGGCUUCCGGAGAUUACUUAACUUUCUCAAGGUACAAUAUGGGAACCCACUGAUUUACGUGACAGAGAACGGCAUUUCAGAAAAGCUGCCAUGUGCUCAGUUAUGCGACAACUGGAGAAUAGACUAUAUUAAGGGAUACACGAAUGAGAUGCUAAAAGCUAUAAAGGAUGGGGUGAACAUCCAGGGCUAUACGGUGUGGUCUCUGCUGGACAAGUUUGAAUGGAACCAAGGUUACUCCGAGAGAUUUGGACUAUAUUAUGUUGAUUUUCAAAAUCUGAACAAGCCCCGGUAUCCAAAAGCAUCCGUUCACUAUUAUAAGGAAAUCAUCAAAGCCAAUGGAUUCCCUAACGCAAAGGAGGUGGCGAGCUGGCACCACCAGGCUGCUGAUAUCUGUUCUUUGGGCAGCCGGCUUCUUAUGACAGAAGAACAGCGGAAUACUGCUGCUAAAAUGCUCAGGCUAAUCCAUGAGCCGCUGGCCUCUCACAUGGAAAUGGUGACCGAGAUUGUGGUGCCGACAGUUUUCACGCUCUGUAUUCUAAUCGGUGCCGUCCUCCUGCUCCUACUGCUCAGGAACCACCACUAGCAAAGCAUCUCUGCCUUUGACGCUGCGGCUUCAUCUUGGGAGAACCGCCUGCGAGGUUUCUGAUCCCUUACCCUGAAAAUAAUUUAGGCCUUUCGUAUGUAAAUGACUACGUUUAUUUCAACAUUUUCAAUAAGGAAUUCAGUUCAGGGUUGUUGUUUUUUUAAAAAAUCAGCUAUGCAUAAUACAGUUCAGAAGUGACUUCUAAUGUUGAAAAGUCUAGAAAUGGCCAGGACUGCAGCAAUAUUGCCUUGCUUAUUUGAGGAGAUUCCUAGCAAUAGAGUGACUUGGAUCUGAUUGAUUUUGAGAUUAUUCAGACUGAACAUUAAACCUGCUUUGCAGUAGAA
Messenger RNA from Sphaerodactylus townsendi, 1717 nucleotides. It is a transcript of the gene LCTL, whose product is annotated as lactase like. The transcript has 11 exons. Gene Ontology annotation, biological process: carbohydrate metabolic process. Lineage: Eukaryota; Metazoa; Chordata; Lepidosauria; Squamata; Sphaerodactylidae. Bases 150 to 1373 code for a protein of 407 amino acids. The record is from RefSeq and is a predicted model, not a curated record. Gene Ontology annotation, molecular function: beta-glucosidase activity.